CUUCCUUGCUCCCCCGUACCGCGCUCUUUGCGACAAUUGUGUCGCGCCCGACCGUGCUUUCUGAACAGCUGUCUGCAACUUUUGUCUCUUUGAUCCAGCACAUUCAUUGUUUUUACUGUUACAGAUUACAGGAGCUUUCUACCUUAAUUACUUUACCUACGGGCCUGGGCAGGCGCAUCACUUCCUGAAAGUGUCAACUUCGACGAAAUCCCGAUCUCGAGAACCCGGAGUCUCAGGGUCCUCAUUCCUGCCGGACUUCAUUUAACGCCCGACCGAGAGCGACCGCACUACGAUUAACAAAGUUCAAACCCUCCUUGAAAUCUGUCAAGAUGUCGGGAGGCGUGCGAAACCUGCGAGCCAUGUUUGAAAAUAGGGACCAGGCCGCCAGUCCUCCAGAUAAUAGGGGUCGGUCUCCUGGAGCGGGAUCAACGGGCGCAGCUAGUAACGGAACCUCACCGCGACCUCUCUCCAAGAUCCGAACCAACUUCGUGACGGUGGAAAAGAACGGACAAACAGGCCUCCAAUUGAGGAGAGAGAACAGUAGUGAGCCAAGCAUGGCCAAACGAAGAGGGAGUUUCAGCAUCGAUGAGCGGGAUCAGCCGGGAGCCACGGCAGAACGGACGGAAUCACUUGCUGCGGAGGUCAAUGCGAGGAAGAACAGUUCGGUAAUUGGGGAGGCCAUACCGGAAACUGCGGUUGAGACACCAUCGACUGAAGUCGACAAGAAAUUAGGGGAUUCGAAAAAAGAGGCUACAAAGGCCGCAGAUACGAAGGAGGAAAAGAAGAAGACCAUGGGUUCGACACGCAGUGCUACUACGCAUGCCGGCAACACAUCGAAUGGGAAGACCAAUGGCCACACUAAACCAGCGGCUACGGCAGGGACCGUAGGAAAGCCCUCCGCGAGCAGGACUACCACUCGGCCCGCUCCCGUUUCGAUUGCGAAGACCUCUGCGGCAUCCAAGGCCUCACCAGGGGCCGCCAAGUCGCCGGGAGCACCAAAAACACCUACGAUAUCGAGCCGAAGCCAUGCGAAAGAAGCAUCAACUAAAGCUUCUCUUGACAAGAAAUCGAGUAGAGCCUCGCUGGCAAGUCAACCCUCGAAGCCUUCCAGCAGCGGCUCAACCACAGGCCAGGCCUCUGCUCCUAAAACAAAGACACAGCCAUCACCAUCACGGUCUGGCUUCGUCAAGCCUAGACCAAAAUCACCCACGCGACCUGUGAAACUUCCGGCAUCGCUCACUGCCCAUACCGCUUCCUCUGGUUCGAAGACGGCAACGGCACCCACAACCAGCAGACAAUCGCUCAGUCGGGCUUCUGGAAAUUCCCAACCCACUAAAUCGUCGCAAGCCCAAAAAGCUCCAUCUCGGUCCUCAAGUCGUGUCGGUACCACAGCCUCUACAAAUUCCACUUCCAAUUUGACGCGGAAACCAUCAACUCUCAACAAGACCAGUAGUCGACCAUCACUCGGCCCACCUCCAGCAACACUUAAGAAGCAAUCAUCACGGCAAAGUCUAUCUCAUCAGACUGCACCUGUUGAUGAUUCCUUCCUAGCUAGAAUGAUGCGCCCAACGACUGCUUCAGCAUCAAAGACCACCGAGAAGUCUGAUGCGACUCCACCGAAGAAAGCUCAGCCUGUAAAGAAGCCUGCAACAAAGGAUGGACCACCAAAAAUGCAUAUAGCGCCGAAGACAAGUACUGCUGCUUCAAAGACGACCAAGCCAGGCGCGGUUUCUAAGCCUGCUACGAAAGAGACCAAGCCUCCCGUUUCUGUUGCGCCCAAAAAGGAAGCACCAAAACAGGCAACAGAGGAAGCAAAGCCUGUGGAGGAGUCUGCUCCUGUUGCGGAACCAAAUGCCUCAGAGGCUCCAGCGGCGUCUGCUGAAUCUACUACUGGUGAAACUGGAUCCGCCGAGCCUACUAAUGUCCAGAAACCCAGGACGGAGGAAGGGUCUGCAUCCGAGGCCCCUGCAGUUGACGAGCCGGAGUCGGUGGAUGAGGCCACCCCUAGUGAUCCUGUAGCCACGGCCCCUGCAGUAGAGGACAAACCUACUUCUGAAACAACACCAACCGAAGCUUCUCCAAUUGAAGAAUCGACUGUAGCCCCUGCCCCCGCGGAAGAAAGCCCGUCUGCAGCGACCGAAUCACCUGCCGCUGUUGAAGAGCCAGAAGCGGUGCUGGAAGACUCUGAAGUAUCCAAGCCUGAAUCAUCGAAAGAUGAGGAAGUCAAGACUGAGACUGAGCAAGCCACGGAAGUGGAGGAAGUCAAGACUGAGACUGUGCAAGCUGCGGAGCCGGAGGAUUCCAACGCUGAGGCAGCCCCAAAGGUCGAGGAAACAGCUGAGGUCGAGAAAGUAGCUAGGCCUACUCGAGAACCAGAGGAACCAGAAGAUCCGGAAGACGCUAAAGUGAGGGCAGAGAUAGCGAAAAUUAAUGAAGAGCUCCUGAGAGCAGCAGCGGCUGCUGAGGCUGCUAAGGCUGCUGAGUCUGCUAAGGCUGCUGAGUCUGCUGAGUCUGCUGAGGCGACGGAGGGUGCGGAGUCGAAAUGAGACAAGUUUGUGGUCUGUUGUGUGGGAUUCUCGAAUGGUGAUAAACAGGCUUGUAUUGGUAGGGACAAAUAUGUAGUAGUAGAGAAUGUUAGUGAGCGAUAUACCCCAAGCCCCCCUUGGGAAAAAGCAUAGGUCAUUUUCACAGUUUAAUAUAUAAUAAAGAAAUAC
Amorphotheca resinae ATCC 22711 is the source of this 2714-nucleotide messenger RNA. RefSeq lists its product as hypothetical. The transcript has 2 exons. The record is from RefSeq and is a predicted model, not a curated record. NCBI's taxonomy places the organism in Eukaryota, Fungi, Ascomycota, Leotiomycetes, Helotiales, Amorphothecaceae. The coding region runs from base 330 to 2546 and encodes 738 amino acids.